This is a messenger RNA of Pantherophis guttatus, 5632 nucleotides long. RefSeq names its product solute carrier family 38 member 2 (gene SLC38A2). The record is from RefSeq and is a predicted model, not a curated record. Gene Ontology annotation, biological process: L-glutamine transport; amino acid transmembrane transport. Gene Ontology annotation, molecular function: L-glutamine transmembrane transporter activity. Lineage: Eukaryota; Metazoa; Chordata; Lepidosauria; Squamata; Colubridae. Gene Ontology annotation, cellular component: plasma membrane.
UUCUCUCAAAAGCAGAGGUAUCAGCGCGCGUCCCCUAGAACCGAGCGUGCUGUUCCGUGAGUGGCUUCUCCUCGCUCCCGUUCACCCCAGCGUUUCUCUCCUGAGCGCGGGAGCCUUUGUCUGUUUUCACCAGAAACAACCUAACUUAUUGUUUUCUGUCGGCUUGACAUAUUACAAUUGUUUUUUAAUAUUAUAUUUAAUUUUAUUACUACCGGUAAUUGUUUUUCGUACCGGUCCUUCGGACUGCCAGUAUCUAAGGAUUUUUUGCUUCGGUUUAAAGAGAGAAAUCGACCGAAGAAAGAAGCUCCGGAACUUUGCAAGUUUUAAGCUUUAUAGACUGAGACGAAGCAGGACCCGCGGCUGCCAAGGACAAAAGAUCACGAGGACCCCAGGCGACCCCUCCCAAUCCAAAUAAUUCUUUGGCCUAAUUGACCCGUUCCCUAAGAAGACACCCUGGAUCCCAGCAUGACCAAAGCUGAAAUGGGCAAGCUGAACAACAUCCGAGAGGAGGACAGCAGCAGCUACAGCUCCAACAGCAACGACUUCAGCUAUCACUACCCCACCAAAUCAGCUGCGAUGAAGAGCCAUUACGUAGAUAUGGAUCCAGAAAACCAAAACUUUUUACUUGAAUCCAACCAAGGGAAGAAGAAAUACGAAACUGAAUAUCAUCCAGGUACAACUUCCUUUGGAAUGUCAGUAUUUAACCUGAGCAAUGCUAUUGUGGGCAGUGGCAUCCUUGGACUUUCUUAUGCCAUGGCAAACACAGGAAUUGCUCUCUUUGUAAUUCUCUUAGUCUUCGUGUCAAUAUUUUCUCUAUAUUCCGUUCAUCUUCUUUUGAAGACUUCCAACGAAGGAGGAUCUUUAUUAUAUGAACAAUUGGGAAUGAAAGCAUUUGGCAUGCCUGGAAAACUUGCAGCAUCUGGAUCAAUUACAAUGCAAAACAUUGGAGCUAUGUCAAGCUACCUCUACAUCGUGAAAUAUGAGUUGCCAUUGGUCAUCAAAGCAUUUUUGAACAUUGAAGAGCAUUCAGGAGAAUGGUAUUGGUAUACUAAUGGCGAUUAUUUAGUUAUAUUAGUAUCCUUGGUGCUCAUUCUUCCUUUGUCAUUGUUAAAAAAUUUAGGUUAUCUAGGCUACACCAGUGGAUUUUCCUUAUUGUGCAUGGUCUUCUUCCUUAUUGUGGUCAUUUGCAAAAAAUUUCAAAUUCCUUGUGGAGCAGAACAUGAUCUAAUUAAUGCAACUCUGAACAUUACCAUGGAGCAACCGUUGACUGCAAAUGAAACAAAUAUUAAUGCAACAUAUGAUUCCUGUGUACCAAAAUAUUUUAUCUUCAAUUCAAAGACUGUCUAUGCUGUACCAAUCCUGACAUUUUCUUUUGUCUGUCAUCCUGCUAUUCUCCCUAUUUAUGAAGAACUGAAAGGCCGAACCCGCAGAAGAAUGAUGAAAGUAUCCAAUGUUUCAUUUUUUGCUAUGUUCCUCAUGUAUCUUUUGGCUGCUCUCUUUGGAUACUUGACAUUUUAUGGAAAAGUAGAAGCCGAAUUGCUCCAUACUUAUUCGGAAGUGCUUGGGACUGAUAAUCUCCUUCUGAUUGUGCGCUUAGCAGUCUUGAUGGCAGUCAUUCUUACUGUUCCAGUUGUGAUUUUUCCAAUCCGCAGUUCCGUUACACAAUUACUGUGUGCAGGCAAAGAAUUUAGUUGGGUGCGUCAUUGUAUUAUUACAGGAGCUAUUUUGGUAUGCACCAACGUUCUCGUCAUUUUUGUUCCCACAAUUCGAGACAUAUUUGGAUUCAUUGGUGCCUCUGCUGCUGCCAUGCUAAUCUUUAUACUUCCAUCAGCUUUCUACAUUAAGCUUGUGAAAAAAGAAUCCAUGCAAUCCGUGCAAAAAAUUGGGGCUCUCAUGUUCCUGCUAAGUGGCAUAAUUGUGAUGAUUGGAAGUAUGACCUUAAUCAUUAUGGAUUGGAUCAACAAUUAACCUACCUGCUUUAUUCAUUAGUCUUCAUUCUGCCAUCUUCUGGAGAGAAAAAACUUCUGCCUAUGUUUGCAGCUCUGCUUCCUUUGAUGCUAGUACUCUUAACUGUAGAACAGAUGGAUUUUAAAGAAAGAAAAGCAAAAGAAACUAUUCUGUACAAGAAUAGAUACUAAUAUCAAGUCAGCUGAAUCUUUGGCUGAGUGAAGUGACUUUUUUUUAUUCCAUUCCAGGGAAUGGACAGCUCAUUCUAUAAAAUUUUAUUAAGCCAUGUUGGGCUUUGGACAUUGUUACUUGGAUUCUUUAUUAUUUACUUGAAUGUGCCUAAUGAAAACAAUAGAUGUGAGAAGUAAAUUAGUUUACAGCAAGUUUCUAAGCUAGCCAUUAAAAGCAAGGGGGAAAAAACUAUUAUUAUUUUUAUACCAAAUAACUAUGGACUCAAGAGCACUAUUUUGACUUUUAAGAAAACAUUUUAUAAAUUAAAGAUCCAAAUAAGGGUAAGAAAAUAUCAGUACACUGUUUAAUCAAUAACCUCAGUUCAAAAUGUUCGCCUUUCUACAGAGGCAUAUUCUGAAAAUUAUAUUUUUUCAUCUCAAUAAGCUUAUUUUUUAAAUCUGUUACAACUAAUAUUUAAUUGGCUAUCUUAAAAGAAUAGAACUAUAAUUAAAUUUCAUUUGGAAUUUUAGUUAUUCUAACACUAAAACCAAACAAAGAUUUGUUAAGAAGUUCCAAUUAUAGUAUAUUGAAUCAGUUAGCAUAAGGUACUAUACUGUGUUUCAAGGAGCCAUUUCCUCAAAUGUAAUUUUUUUGGAAAAACAUCAGAAUUUCUGAUAUAUUAAUUUAUGGCAUUCUGUUCUCAUUAGAGCUGUAUCCAGGCAACUCUUGAAAUUAAUGAAAAUUUUAUAGGAGCAUUAUUUGGCAACUUGCUGGUCCAUUCAUAAAAUAUAAUGUUGGCAUUUUUCUUCUUGGGGUACUCAGUAGUGUAAUUACAGAAGAUAAAAACAUUUUUAUUUUUAUUUUUAUUUGAUCUUACCAAAGCACAGUAAAUUGUUAGAUAAUGUGAUGUUCCUAGCAAAAAAUAUGGCUUUUUAGUAUAUAGAAGAAAAAUAUUGAGGUCUUGUUAUAGUUUACUGGAGGUAAAGUGUACAGAUAGUGUGGUACUUUUCAGAUGCAUGUUUUCAUUAUUAAUAUAUUAUGUUACAUAAUUGCACCAGACUUUGGUACAUGUGACAAAAUUCUUUUCAUAAAAUAACUGGAUUUCUUAAUGCAGUUUUCUAAUGAUUGACUAAACUGUCAUAUUCACACACAUACACACACACGGUGCUAAAUGAAUGGGCCUCAGUAUUAUUGGGACAGUAGGAUAACAACCAUAGGUCAUGUACAAUAGAUGUCCAGAACAUGAUCCUCCCCUGAUUGGACAACAGAUAUUACACAGAGUAUAAGCAUUCAACGAACAUAUGAACUGGCACACCUCUCACACUCCUGUCUGUCUCCCAUUCAUCACUUAGCCUGGAAACUCAAGAAGAGCUGAAUAUUGAGACGGGGAAUUCAUACAUACUUCCCAUUUCUAUGAUAACUUAAAGAGAUAUUUAAUGAAUUUGCCAAGUGGGAUAGAGGGUAAACUCUUCUCUAUUAUGCUUUGUAGUAAUAAAUCUGUGUUGCAAGAUUUAUUUGCAACAUUUUCCAAAGGAAGAAUCAUGGUUACUACAUAUAAUAAUUAUACUAUUUCAACCCCAAGGUGUAAAGACAUUUAGGACAUUUUUUUUUUUCAUUUCACAGAAAUUGCUGAGUAGAUUCUCUGCCAGAAUCUAAAAAGGCAGAAUUUAACUAGGUAACAUUCAAACAAUUGGCAUAAUCUAACUUAAUAGUAGUAGCUCAAUAGUAACUAUUAAGUUAGAGCAAUCAAAAAAUGUCAUAUAAUUAACCAGAACAUUUUUUAAGCAUAGGUUUGUUUUUAAAAAAUAUACAGCAAAUAUUUCCCAUUGAAUUCUGAUUCUUAACCUAAUAAUGUUUCAUUAGGGCACUUGUCAAAAAGGAACACGAUUUAUUGAAAAGUAACUGUAAUGUUUCCCCUUAUUGCCUUAGAAAGGCUAGAAUUCAAGCCAUGGUUCUACGCAGGACAAUAUAAUUUGUACUUGAAUAAUAGUUGUGAUAAUCUCUUUUAUUCCUAAAAUGUCAGUAAUCAACACUAGUACUGUUAAAAAUACAAAGCUUCUUUUUUGAUCCAGAUUGUCUAAAGAAAACAUCUUAGAAUUUCAAAGAUCACUCUUUGGUAAGCAAUUGUGAUGUAAUGUAAGAUCUCAUUGUUAAGUGUUUAUAUCUCAGAACUACCAUUGGCAUUACUGGGUGAAUACAACAUACUUAUGUAGCAGAUAUAAAUAACUUAAUAUUAAUGUCCCGACUUAAAAUCUUCUUGCAUUUUGUACUAGUGUAGUGGUAUUUUGCGCAACAUCUUAAAUACUCCAGAAAGUAUAUGGAAUAAUUUUAAAAUGAUUUUUUUUUCUUUACAACGACUAGGGUUGCCCAGUAUCUUUAAUCUGUCUGGGGAGUUAAAGAUCAAAAAUCAUUCUUUUCCAAACAGUAAAAAAUGUUGUUAUAGCCUAAUUGUUCAUCUAAAAGUGACAAAAGUGGAGGGAACACACUUGUCCAUCUGCAAAAAUGAUACUGAAUUGUUGCUGAAUCAGCAAUAUCUGGGCAGUUCAAAUUAGGGAUUGCACAGUUUUCUUUCAUUUGCAAAGUCAAACUUCUCUAACUACUCCUGAGUACCACUAAGAUAUCUUGUUUGCUAACAUACAGAAAUGUGGUACACAAACUUCUCAGGAGCUAGUAGUUUCAGUAUUAAACCACUGUUUGUCACCUCAUUUUAAAAUUACUGUCUUCCAUAUUAUUUUACUCACAAUAUGUAACAUGUUAUUUAUGGAACAGUACCUGUUGAAGUUAAAACCUAUUUUUUAAUAUUUAUGGGUAACCUGUAUAUAAAUCAUUAUACUGUAUAUGUAUAUAUAUGUAUACAUACUGUAAGUAUAUUGUAUAUAAGGUAAGGUAAGGAUUUUGAUUAUGUAUAUAAGUUUACAUUAAUAGUUAGCACAUUAAAUCCAUAAUUCCUUCAUGUUGUAUAUCCAAGACAUUGUCACAGGAAAAUCUCUGGAGAAAUUGUAUGCCAGUGAUCAAUUGUUUUUGCAUUUGUUAUACAAAUAUAAAAGUGUACCCAAAAUGUAUUAGUUCAAUUCUACAUUUCUCUUUGAACUGUACAACCUAUUCUAUACUGCAAACUAAUAAUGAAAUUCCUUUAGUUUCCAAAGCAGUUUAUGAUGUGAGAAGAAUGGGAGCUACUAUUUGACAGCAAAAAAUACCCCUUUUUUGAUUCAGAAAAUUAGUUUCCUAAAUAUCUGGACCCAGGGCCAUUGUUGUAGGCCACUGUUGUAAAGUGAGAAACCUAAUUUUACAAUGUACAAUUUGCAUUGAUAUUUUCAGUGACUGUUUUUAAAACCAAUGACUGAUGUUUCAUAUAUAGGUAUGAUUUGUAUAUAUCAUGUAUAUAUAUAUAGAUAAAGAGAUACACGCUGUAUUGUUAGAUCAACAAUUUAAAUAUAAUUGUUGAAAAGAGUGCUACACUGUUUCAAUGAAACACUAAGUUUUAACUAAAUAAAGAUCAAAGCUUAAGAAUGGA